Messenger RNA from Symbiodinium natans, 513 nucleotides. The record is from the annotation of a GenBank genome assembly. Lineage: Eukaryota; Dinophyceae; Suessiales; Symbiodiniaceae.
AUGUCGCUCCAGGCCCACUUGAAAGCCCCUAAAGUUGCACCCGCUUACACCCUAAGCCAAGUUGCCUACCGCUCCCAGCGCCAUUUGCUCGCCGAAAGACCACGCAACGGCGACCCGACCACGGCUUGCCUUAGCCGCUCACAAAUGCAAUCGCCCACGGCCCUCGUAGGCCCGCAUCACUUCCUGCAUCGCUCGAGGGUUCGAGUGCGCAAUCCGGCUGCUGCACUCCGCUUCUCUGUUGGUGAGCACUGGUGCUGGGAAGCAGUAUCCCAGGCUCCUUGCAGUCUCUUUGUGGCUGUUGUCCAGCAAGUUGGGGUCCUCACAAGCAGGCAAGGCAGUCCGGGACCUUCACGCCGAGAUCUUGGACAUGUUGUCCGCAUCACUCCGGCAGCCCGCAUCGGAAGCUCACAGGCUGCGUGCUUCAACUUGAUACCUGCAUGUUUAUGUGCUCUUUUCGACCUCUCAAGGCCCCCUCUCAACAUCACCAGCUGCAAUGCGGUCAUGGCAGCCUAG